UUAACUUUAACAUUUCUGUUAUGGUAACAGCCUGUUGCAGAUGAAAAUGUGACAAGUACGCAGAAUACCCGUGUAAAGCUCUACGACAUUUGACAGUGAAGAAUAUACGAUUCAUGGCCAGCUUCGCACAAGUCAUCAACCCAAUGACUGGACAAAACACAUGGCAAGAGCGCGGCGAUGACUAUGAUUAUCAUCAGGAGGUGGCAAAUGCCGGCUUUGGUGAUAUGCUGCACGACUGGGAGCGCAACCAGAAGUACGAUGCGGCUAUACGGAAAACAAUCGCAGGGAUGCGUCAGGCUGGUAAACAAGUUCAUGUGCUGGACAUUGGCACGGGAACUGGAAUUCUGGCCAUGAUGGCGCUCCGUGCUGGUGCCGAUACAGUGACAGCCUGUGAGGCAUUCGUGCCUAUGGCCAACUGUGCAGCACGUAUUCUGGCAGCCAAUGAUGCCGCUCAUGUGCGGCUCAUACGGAAACGGUCCACAGACAUAGUCAUGGGCGUCGAUAUGCCGCACAGAGCUAAUUUGCUGGUAGCCGAGCUGCUGGACACGGAACUAAUUGGCGAAGGUGCCAUUGGAAUUUACAAUCAUGCACACGAGGAGCUCUUAACUGACGAUGCGCUGUGUAUACCCGCGCGGGCGACGUGCUAUGCUCAGGUAGCGCAAUCGCCACUGGCGUCACAAUGGAACAGCCUAAAGAUUCUGCCUGAUCUGGAUGGCGACAUAUUGCUGCGACCGCCCACACAGUUGCUGCAAUGCAGCGGCGAGGCAGCGCUCCACGAUGUGCAGCUCUCCCAACUGCCGCCGCACUCAUUUCACGUGCUCUCCGAACCCACGCAGAUCUUCCACUUUGACUUCCAGCGCAAGCAGCCGCUCGAGCUAAUGCGAGAGAAUGUCGUUCGUGUUCAGCUCAGCAGGCCGGGUAGCGUUGAAUUGGUUUUCUAUUGGUGGCAAAUUGAGCUGGAUGAUGCCGGCGAGCAACUUCUGAGCUGUGCGCCCUAUUGGGCUCAUCCGGAACUGGAGCAAUUGAAGGCAACCUGCAAAGACAAACAGCGACCGCUUGCAAACAUUGUGCCUUGGCGGGAUCACUGGAUGCAGGCCAUCUACUACAUACCUAAGGCGCUUCAUCUGCAUGACGCUGGCGAAGAGUUCUGGCUGCGAUGCUACCAUGAUGAGUAUUCGCUCUGGUUUGACGCACACAAAGAGCAGCCCGAGAAGCCAGCUAGAAGACACAGUUGCACCUGUGACUUGCACAUGACCUACACCCGCAAUCGCAUCGGCCAGCUGAACCAAAGCAUAAGGAACAAGCGCUACCUCGCCUACCUGGAGCAGGCAGUGCAAUCGAAAUCCGCCCACGUGCUGGUAAUGGGCGAUGGCUGCCUGCUCGGACUUGCCAGCGCUGCCUUGGGUGCCGCCAGCGUGUACUGCCUGGAACCGCACCGCUUCUCGCGCCGUCUGCUCGAGUCAGUGGUCAAACACAAUCAGUUGAAAAACGUGAAGUUCUUGGAUAGCCUAAAGCAGUUGGAGCCCAAUGAGCUAGAUACUAUUACACACAUAUUUGCUGAGCCGUAUUUCUUAAACUCGAUUCUGCCAUGGGAUAACUUUUAUUUUGGAACAUUGUUGCUGCAGCUGGAGCAGCUGCAUCAGAAGCUACCUGCCAAUGUAGAGAUAUCGCCGUGUGCAGCUCGCAUUUUCGCGCUGCCUGUAGAGUUUCUGGAUCUGCAUAAGAUACGUGCGCCCAUUGUUAGCUGCGAAGGCUUCGACCUGAGGCUCUUCGACGACAUGGUGCAGCGCUCUGCGGAACAAGCCUUGUCCCAGGUCGAGGCGCAACCUCUAUGGGAAUAUCCAUGCCGUGCUCUGGCACAGCCGCAGCAAUUGCUCAGCGUUGAUUUCGCCAACUUUGGUGUGGAGCAGAGCAACCACGGCAGCAUAAAACUGACAGCCGAGGGCAACUGCAAUGGUAUUGCGCUGUGGGUGGACUGGCAGCUGUCGCCCAAUGAGAACCCCAAGUCGAUCGUAAGCAGCGGACCCCUGGAGCCCGUUGAAACCGGCCAGUACGUCAAGUGGGAUAUGUUUGUGCGUCAGGGCGUGCACUUCAUCAACCAAACAACGGCAGAGAAAAAAUACCUGAAUUGGAGCACCCAGUUCAGGCCCUUGCUAGGCGAGCUAAAUUUCAACUUUUCGCUAAAUGCGAAUCGGGAAAAAAGUGAAUAAAAACAAACAUAAAUUUAGUACAGGAA
Messenger RNA from Drosophila mojavensis, 2236 nucleotides. It is a transcript of the gene Art7, whose product is annotated as protein arginine N-methyltransferase 7. The record is from RefSeq and is a predicted model, not a curated record. Lineage: Eukaryota; Metazoa; Arthropoda; Insecta; Diptera; Drosophilidae. Gene Ontology annotation, molecular function: protein-arginine omega-N monomethyltransferase activity. Gene Ontology annotation, biological process: peptidyl-arginine methylation.